AUGAGUGGACCAGUGGAUGGACGCACAGAGAAGGAGCCACUGGCCGUAGUGAUUGUGUAUGCAUUUGACUGCACCACACCGACCCCGGACUGGUACAAGGUAGACAAUGUGUUUUGGUUGGUGCAAGAGAAGCUCACCGGCAUCAGGGGUAGCAGCCUCGGCUACACAUACGUCAUGUCAACCCCUAAUACUUACACGUCGGAUAUGAAAUUGGUUGACUCUGCUGAGAUAAACGGAAAUGGCUACAAAAGUAGCCCGUCCUGGAAAAGGACUGCCUGUGUGAAAAACAUGACAUCUGGACUCUAUGAAGCACAUAGACUAAUCAAUGAACAUGGGAACAUGAAUGCAAUCAUCUUGUUAUUUUCUGAUGGGUUGGUUAACAAGGGCGACUUCUUUGACGGAGCUGAGGACUUCCUCUCCAGUGUGCCCGUCUACACGUUUACCCUCGGCGGAAAUGCAUAUAACCAGGGUCUUCGCACCAUUGCAGCAAAUUCCCCAGGCGGGAUGUUCAGCCCCCUCCCUGUUCCGGACUUGCCAAGCCUAUCUGUGCCCUUCUCCCAACUCUUGGAUAACAUCCUUAAUGAUACCACGAUGCACAGUGAGAAGAAUCCUAGUCCCACUUCCGGGAGGUGGCCGUUAAAUGUAGUGAUUGUGUCAGCAUUUGAUUGCACCACCUCGACCCCAGCUUGGAACAAGGUGAAUCGUGAGGUCUAUUGGUUGGUGCAAAAGAAGCUAACCCAAUUUGUUCAUAGUUGCCUUGGCUACACAUACGUCAUGUCCACCCCAAACACGUACACAUCUGAGAUGAAACUGGUUGACCCCAUGGAGACAGAGGCAAGUGGGUACCCAAGAAGCUCAGCCUGGCGAAGGGAUGCUUGCACGAACAACAUGGCAGCUGGUCUCGUCGAGGCACACAGACUGAUCAGCGAGCACGGGCACCUGAAUGGCAUCAUCUUGCUCUUCUCUGAUGGGUUGAUUAACAAGGGCGACUUCUUUGAUGGAGUUCAGGGCUUCAUCUCCAAAGUUCCAGUUCACACAUUUACUCUUGGUGGGGAUGCAUAUAACCAAGAUCUUCUCACCAUCGCAAUAAAUUCACCGGGAGGCACGUUUCACACCCUCCCUGUCCCGGAAAAACCGAGUCUAUCGGUGCCUUUUUCGAGGCUGGUGGAUACCAUCCUCAGUGGCGCAGGGAAGUGGCCACUAGACGUGGUGAUUUUGUAUGCAUUUGACAGUACCACCUCAAGCCCAGAUUAUAAAACCGUGGACAAUAUCUUUUGGUUGGUGCAAGAGAAGCUCACCCGUCUCGUGGAUAGCUGCCUUGGUUACACUUAUGUCAUGUCAACCCCGAACACGUGCACGUCUGAUAUGAAAAUAGUUGAUUCGACCGAUACGGAGUUAAAAGGCUACAAAAGAAGCCCGUCCUGGAGACGGUCCGCCUGCACGAAGAACAUGGCGUCUGGCCUCUUCGAGGCCCACAAACUGAUCAGCUACCGUGGACACUGGAGUAGCAUCAUCUUGCUCUUCUCCGAUGGGCUGAUCAACAAGGGAGACUACUUUGAUGGAGCCGAGGACUUCGUCUCCAAAGUACCCGUCCACACGUUUACUCUCGGCGGAGAAGCGAACAAGCACGUUCUUCAUGCCAUGGCAAAGAAUUCCCCUGGUGGGAUGUUUCACCCCCUCCAGGUCCCUGAUAAGCCGAAUCUAUCGGCACCCUUCUCGCAACUGCUGGACAACAUCCUCAACGGUACCACGAGAUCCACCUAG
Molecule: messenger RNA, 1764 nt
Organism: Triticum turgidum subsp. durum (durum wheat)
Lineage: Eukaryota; Viridiplantae; Streptophyta; Magnoliopsida; Poales; Poaceae
Source: the annotation of a GenBank genome assembly